This is a messenger RNA of Notechis scutatus (mainland tiger snake), 1999 nucleotides long. The record is from RefSeq and is a predicted model, not a curated record. NCBI's taxonomy places the organism in Eukaryota, Metazoa, Chordata, Lepidosauria, Squamata, Elapidae.
CGCCAUCCAAAUAGAACUCUGCUCAGUAUAUUGUUUAUGUCGUGCCAAGCCGGGACAGAUUGAAGACGGCAAGAACGACCUGAAACGGCGCUUCGGUUCGCGGGGAGUAAAAGUCGUCGCUUCCAUUCCGGUCGCCAAGGAGAGAGAGAGAGAAAGAAAAAGGAAAGAGCGCGGGGAGGGGGGACCACAGAGAAAGAAACGCCAGCCACCAACUUAUCUCCCCCUUUCCCCCCCCUUUUCUCUGACAUUUCCCGUCGUUUAUUUUUAGCCCCGUUUGGUUAGAAGCUGGUUUUGUACCCCAAAUUGUUUUAAUGUUUGGGAUUCAGGAAAAUAUACCACGAGGUGGGACGACCAUGAAAGAAGAACCGCUGGGCAGUGGAAUGAACCCAGUCCGAUCAUGGAUGCAUACUGCUGGGGUAGUGGAUGCUAACACAGCCGCGCAAAGCGGUGUUGGGUUGGCUCGGGCACAUUUCGAGAAACAGCCGCCUUCCAAUCUCAGAAAAUCCAAUUUUUUCCACUUCGUCUUAGCUCUGUACGACAGGCAGGGACAGCCAGUGGAGAUUGAAAGGACAGCUUUUGUGGACUUUGUGGAAAAAGAGAAAGAGCCAAACAAUGAAAAAACUAACAAUGGGAUUCACUAUAAACUCCAGUUAUUGUAUAGUAAUGGGGUUAGAACGGAACAGGAUUUGUACGUUCGGCUAAUAGAUUCUAUGACAAAACAGGCGAUUGUCUAUGAAGGACAAGAUAAAAACCCCGAAAUGUGUCGAGUGCUCCUGACCCACGAAAUCAUGUGCAGCCGGUGCUGUGACAAGAAAAGUUGUGGCAACAGAAAUGAAACACCUUCAGAUCCUGUUAUCAUUGACAGAUUUUUUCUAAAGUUUUUCCUCAAGUGCAAUCAAAACUGUUUGAAGAAUGCAGGAAACCCACGAGAUAUGCGAAGAUUCCAGGUUGUUGUAUCAACAACAGUCAAUGUGGAUGGCCAUGUUCUGGCUGUCUCAGACAACAUGUUUGUACACAACAACUCCAAACAUGGAAGGCGGGCUCGCCGCCUUGACCCCUCAGAAGCUACCCCUUGUAUAAAGGCAAUUAGCCCCAGUGAAGGUUGGACAACUGGUGGAGCGACAGUCAUCAUAAUCGGCGACAACUUCUUUGAUGGCUUGCAAGUUGUUUUCGGGACUAUGUUAGUGUGGAGUGAGCUGAUAACACCCCAUGCCAUCAGAGUUCAAACUCCACCACGGCACAUUCCUGGAGUUGUUGAAGUAACCCUCUCCUACAAGUCCAAACAGUUCUGUAAAGGUGCUCCUGGACGGUUUGUCUAUACCGACUACAUCAUUAAACCUCAAGCACUGAUUUCACUAAUUCAGCACCAGAGCUACAUGCUACAGCAGCAAACACCUUUUCUAGAAGUAUUACUUAAAAGAGCAGCUGACCUUGUUGAAGCGCUGUAUGGCAUGCCCCACAACAAUCAGGAAAUAAUCCUGAAACGAGCAGCUGAUAUUGCAGAAGCAUUAUAUAGUGUGCCACGUAACCACAAUCAGAUUCCUACACUUGCCAACACUCCAGCUCAUACUGGUAUGAUGGGAGUAAAUUCAUUUAGCAGCCAGCUAGCAGUUAAUGUUUCAGAAACAUCACAGGCUAACGACCAAGUAGGUUACAGUCGCAACACAAGCAGUGUUUCCCCGCGAGGAUACGUCCCGAGCAGUACUCCUCAACAGUCCAAUUACAACACAGUCAGCAAUAGUAUGAAUGGAUACGGCAAUGCCAGCAUGCCCAACCUUGGUGUACCUGGUUCCCCUGGAUUUCUUAAUGGCUCGACUGCGAACUCCCCUUACGGCAUGAAACAAAAGAGCGCCUUUGCUCCUGUGGUCAGGCCCCAAGCUUCUCCUCCGCCAUCUUGCACCAGCGCAAAUGGAAAUGGGCUUCAAGGAGUCUCUGGAAAUUUACCAGUGCCUCAGCCCUUUCUUCCUCCCUCCUGGCUGUAAUUUUAAAUCCCCAAACC